AAACUGUCAACCUGCUCCACUCUGAACUGAUUAACCUGCAGAUAGAGCCAUGACGUCCAUAUUAAACAACAUGAAUGGCACUACGACUAGCUUUCUGUUUGAUAAGCUCUAUGGAACCAAGCAGCACACCGCUGGUGCUGAACUCCAGUUACCUCGCAAGGUUCCUAUGCGGGUCGAGCCCAAAUCCUAUUUUGCUAAUGAACGGACUUUCCUAAGCUGGAUGGGAAUGGCCAUCACGCUCGGGGGCGUUUCCUCAGCCCUGGUGGGCUUUUCCGGGAGCUCGGAGGACGCGACAGAAAACUUGAUAUCGCAGCGCACGAUCGAUGUGGUUACUUGCAUCUACUCGCCGCUGUCCGUCCUCAUUAUGUGCUACGCCCUGUUCACAUUUGAGUGGCGCAGCAAAUUCAUGCGCACGAAGCAGAUUGGCUUCUUCGACGACAAGGUCGGCCCCAUCACGGUGGCGGUGCUGGUGCUGCUCACGCUGGUCACCAUCUUCACGGUGGCGCUCAUCGACUACCUCUUCUGAGGGCCUCUGCCUCCUCUUGUGAAAGGGGAGCAACCGCUCUUGUGGGGGGCUUGUGAGGGUCUCACUUGAGGGCCAACCCGCUGUGAGGAUGCGGCUUCUCCGCUAGGCGGCGGAUGAGUCGGCUCAGGAAGUGCUGGGGAGUCAGGAGGCGGCUGUUGCGAUAGGUCGGAGGACGGGAGAAGGCGGCUUGGGAGGGUUCAUGAGGGUCCAGAGUUGAGAGUGCGGAUUAGGGCGUCCGUCGCGGGAAUUGCGGGGGAGUAGAAGGCUACGACUGCGACUGCAUAAAUGCAAAAGCUGGCCGACCUGAUCUGAUUCGCCGCCUGUGGGUGCGCAGAGCAGAGCAGGGGCGGGCAGAGGAGGGGUGCUGCGAUGGGGAUUAGUUGUGGUGGUUAUACGGUGUGCUUGCCUCGGACCAUGGAAUGCCUGCGGAGGCGGGUGGAAAUGCCUGGACAGCUGUAUAGCGGGGCUGUGGGAGGAGCUGAGUGAUGUGGGGGGUUGCGGGUUGAGGGAGGCUUCUGAUGCUGGACCGCCGUAGCCGCGGUGCGGGGUGGUGGUGGCAACGUGUGUCGUCUUGGGCAUGCAUGCAUUUGGGAUGACAGCUAGCUGCGCGCUGGCUGGGCGGUGUAAUUUGUUUGCGGCUAGAAGGGAGCUGUGGUUGCUGACUUUUUGACCAUAUCGGUAGGGGGGGUUUGCCUUGCCGCGGAGUGCGCUGCCAGAGACAGAAGAGGGAGAGAGGUUAGAGGGCCAGAGAGGAACCAGAGAGGAACCGAACCGUGUGGUAACAAUGCAUGAGUGCGCCGAGUGGGGCGGCUGUCAUUGGCGCGUGUGUGUGGCGUGUGGGGUGUCUUCAGCGGGGUGUGUCUUUGAGGCCUGCAGAGGAGGCCCCAGUCAACGGCGAUAUAGAAGUGGGAGAGCGGGUCAGGGCAGGUUGGCAGCUGCGUGAAUCAACGAAUGUGGACACAGUCUUGAGGCGCUCGCAUGUGUGGAGAAACCUCCUCAAAUGAAAGGAGUUUGUUUCUGUCUCCCCGCCUUGGAGCUCCAAAGCCUGAACAGUUUGCCUGCGGUUUACCUGCCGAAGAGGAUCCUAACUGCGCGACGGUCUGUUUACAUGGCUGUCACAUCUGUUUGCUACACGCAGGGAUGGUUAACUGGUUAUGUAUGUGUACGGAAGUGUUCGGAGUUGCACGAACGGAGCUGCGCAAGCUCCAACCUCAGCGUUGUUCGUUAUGUACGACUACCGGUACCUUGCCCGGUGCUCCUACCAGCAAGAGGGAGUCUGUGCCUUGACCCAUGAGGCACGCCAUGCUCCGGGUUGUCGAGAGUAUGUGGCUGGGUGAGUAGGAGGGUACGAGAGCCCCAAUGCCAACCGGGCCCAUGGGUCCGCCAAGCAGGGUCCCCAGGCACACAUGCAAUGAAAAAUCUCUUUUU
This is a messenger RNA of Astrephomene gubernaculifera, 1954 nucleotides long. NCBI's taxonomy places the organism in Eukaryota, Viridiplantae, Chlorophyta, Chlorophyceae, Chlamydomonadales, Astrephomenaceae. The record is from the annotation of a GenBank genome assembly.